Diprion similis is the source of this 2591-nucleotide messenger RNA. RefSeq names its product villin-1 (gene qua). Gene Ontology annotation, biological process: barbed-end actin filament capping; actin polymerization or depolymerization; cytoskeleton organization. Gene Ontology annotation, cellular component: actin cytoskeleton; cytoplasm. Gene Ontology annotation, molecular function: actin filament binding; phosphatidylinositol-4,5-bisphosphate binding. NCBI's taxonomy places the organism in Eukaryota, Metazoa, Arthropoda, Insecta, Hymenoptera, Diprionidae. The transcript is spliced from 10 exons. The coding region runs from base 35 to 2464 and encodes 809 amino acids. The record is from RefSeq and is a predicted model, not a curated record.
AUUUGCAGAAAUUAUAUCAACCAGAAUUAAUACCAUGGGCUUCCUUACGCAGGAUAACAGAAGCUGCUGUUCCGAAGAUUCUGUGAGCAGCGAUGUGUUCCGCAGCAUACCGAAGCAUGCGGUGGUAUUUUACGUGUGGAGAAUCGAGGGUCUAGGUGCUGUUGCUGUACCCCGUAACAAGAUCGGAUUAUUCCUCACAAACGCCGCCUACAUCGUUUAUGCAGUCACUCCAAAAGGCGGGACUUUCCCUUAUCCAGGAAUACCGAGCAAAGACAUCAAGGGGCCGGUGAUUCGAGCGGUCCAUUUCUGGAUCGGAGGAGCUUGCGAAGCGACUGUUGCCGGAGGGGCGGCGCUGAGGGCGGCGGAACUAGACGCUCAAGUUUCGGCGACGAUUCUCCAUCGGGAAGCAGAGGGUCGGGAAAGUCCGAGGUUCCUUGCCUACUUCAGGGACAAACUAGUCGUGGAAAGGAACCGACCCGAGGGUCUGACCACAUGUUGCAGUCUCCACCGAGUCACGGGAUUGACGAUACCGGUUAUUACCGAACUCGAAGAAGUCGCUUGGGAACAUUUUUCGUCCCGCGAUGUUAUGCUUUUGGAUUUUCACUCGAGAGGAGUGAUCUUCCUCUGGAUCGGAUCAUCGGCUCUUCCACUGCACAAAAAGCACGCCGCGAAGAUAGUGGAGCUUCGGAAGGAAAACAACAAUGGUCGAGUGGUGAUGGUGGACGAUGGUUACGAGCAAACGAUGGGACGGGAGGACAGAGCUUUAUUCGACAGCGUGUUGGCCCCGGAUUCGAGGGUUGUGAUGCCGGGGCGAACGGGGUCUACGGGGUCACCGAGUCCUAUAAAGCUGUACAAAUGUACGGAGCAGUCGGGUAAGUACAAAGUCGCGGAGCUGAAGUCGGGCCCGAUUUUCCGUGCCGAUUUGUCCCCGGAAUCGGUCUUCCUUAUCGACCGAGGCGAGGCAGGAGUUUGGGCCUGGGUCGGGCGGGAAGUCAACGCAAGGGAGAAACUCGAGGCCGUCAGAAACGCCCGUGGAUUCGUCAAGAAGAAGGGAUACUCCUCGGCUACGCCCGUCGCUCGCGCCGUUGACGGACACGAACCAUCGGAGAUGAAAUCUCUCCUCCGAGGAUGGGACUCCGAGAAAAAAAGGGCCCUCAUUUUGCCCUCCUAUUUUGAACCCGAUUAUAUGGCCGAACGGCCCAGGAUGGCCGCGGACUGCCAACUCGUCGAUGACGGAUCUGGCGAUAGGACCUUUUGGAAGGUCGCCAAGAGCGACGUCACCUCGUUUCGUGACGCAGGAAUUUACUACGCUGAGGCCUGCUACGUCAUGCAGUAUAGAUACGGCGCCGGGAGGAAGAGUCGAGUUAUAGUUUAUUGUUGGAAGGGUGCGCAUUCGUCCAGUGUGGAUAGAGAAGCUGCCCUGGAAUUUGCAUGUAAAUUAAUUGAAGAAUCUUGCGGUCAGUUGGUGGUAGCAUCGCAGGGUCGAGAGCCGCCUCACCUGCUGCAAAUAUACGGUGGAAAAUUGACCAUUCUGUCCGGUCAACACAGAGACAAACCCCCGAAAAAGUACCUCGUCAGGGUGCUUGGCUCCACUCCAUACACCUCGAAGGCCGUCGAGCGACCACUUAGGUCUAGCAGCCUCGACUCCAGCGGGGUUUUCAUCCUCUUUUCAGACUCACCUGUCGUCUGGUGCGGAGGGCGAAGCACCGGAGACUCGAGAGAAGCUUCGAGACGUUUGGCGUCCAGCACAACUCCGCUGAUAGCCGAGGGAAAGGAGGACGAUGGGUUUUGGGCGCAGCUUGGAGGGCGAAGUGUCUACUCAACAGAAACGGUUGACAUCGUUGAGGAGUGCGAAAAACGACUUUAUCACUGUCAGGUGGAGGACGCAGCCUUCGUAGGUCAGGAAAUCCUGGGAUUUGGACAGGCCGCGUUGCUGCCCGAGGCGGCGUGGCUCUUGGACACGGGAAACACGAUUUGGGUAUGGCUGGGCGAUUGGUCGACGGUAAAAACGGUCAAGGAGUGCGUUGAAAUGGCGACGGUAUUUCUAUACACACACCCAGCUAGUCGGGAUCGGAACACGACGAUCACAGUGAUCAGACAAGGUUUCGAACCGCCAACGUUCAUCGGCCUCUUCGAGAAUUGGAAUCACAACUCGCUCAGGGAUUACCAGAGCUUCAACGCUCUGAGAAGUUCACUUUUGGACAAGCAAAUGGCGGGGCCAACUAGCGGUAACGAAGCCGAGGAAAAGGAAGCGAUGUCGAAUUUCGACAACUUGGUCAAAUACCCAUUGAAAAUGCUGAAGAAUGAGCCAGAAAAUUUGCCAGCCGGCGUAGAUGUAGAACGGAAAGAGAUGCACUUGACGCAUGACGAUUUUUUAGCGGUAUUCAAAAUCCAACCGUCGGAAUUUGAGAAAUUACCCGCGUGGCGGAGGCAGAGACUGAAACAGGCCGCCGGACUGUUUUAAAACCUUACGAAUCAGCACUCGAGAAUAUUUUUUUAACGUGUUUUGUCGACGUUUAAAGGUUAUAGACCAGAGUCAGAGUAUGAUUGAAAUUUAUUUCCAGAUAUUUAAUACAAAAACGGAACAAAAC